AUGGCCCCCUCAAUACCAAGUCAACGCACCUCGAGCUACCGCCGCCUCUUCAUCCCCACAAUAAUCUUCACCAUCGCUAGUCUCUACAAAAUUUACCUUCACAAUCUUCUCAUCUUAUCCUUGAGCAUCGGCCGUGCCGUCCAGUCCAUAGAGGAAUUUCCCUUCAAAUGCGAGAAGAUCGAACACCCCUUUCUUUCAACCUGCGAAGACAUCUGGCUCGACGGUUCCGGCCGCAAGCUCUACGCCGCAUGUGGGGAAAUGCAAGGCCGAAAAGGCUGGUGUCCGGGCGGCGGGAAGCUGAACGCGUCGGCACGGACGGGUUCGAACUGGAUCUCGGUGCUGGAUAUCGAUCGCCCGGGGGUGGAUGGCCUCUAUGGGCUUCGGAAGCUGAAGGUGGGUGACUCAUACACCGGGGAUCUCGAUCUGAAUGGGUUCGACGUCCAGGAGAUCGCGAACGGCGUUUUACGAUUCUGGCUGAUCAACCACCGCCCGCCGGUGGAUGCGGCUACUGGGGAAUUGCUCGAUGCGAGCAAGGUUGGGGCAAAUUCGACCAUCGAGGUGUUUGAUCUGGGCAAAUCCAGCGAGAUAUUAGAGCAUGUGAAGACGAUUGUGAGUGACGCGAUCAUCACGCCUAACAACCUCGUCGUGGAAGAAGACGGAGACGCGUUCCUCGUCACGAACGAUCGUAGUCGCAAGUUCGGCUUUCUGAGGGAUCUUGAGAUCCUAGUGGGUGGUGGCAACGUCGCGCGCUGUUGCACUGGCUCUGGGGACUGUCAGAUCGUGGCGAAACAGGGAUUUCAUGGGCCGAAUGGAAUCACGAGGGGCCAGGACGGGCUGUUCUACGUGGUGCAAUCGUUUGCUGGCAAGGUCUCGAUUCAUGAGCUUGUGGAUGGUCAAUUCAAUUGGAUCGAUGAGGUUGAUACGGGCUUUCUAAUGGAUAACUUAUCUGUUGACUCGGAGGGAAACAUUUUUGUGGCUGCUUUUCCCGAGAUGAUGGGCGUGAUGAGAAGCUUCAACCACCCGGGGAUAUUAAAUGUGGCGGCCACUGUUCUUCAAAUCAAGAGGACAGGCGAGGUCGGAGGUAAGGCCCAGUAUGAAGUCGAGAAGAUGCUCGAGGACAAGGAUGGCAAGAUGCUUUCGACUUCCACUACAGCUGCGUAUGAUGUCCAGACCAAGAGGCUAUUUAUUGGAGGUAUCAUGGCUCCGCAUGUCACGAUUUGCAAACAACGAGCUUAG
Messenger RNA from Aspergillus affinis, 1236 nucleotides. Its product is annotated as calcium-dependent phosphotriesterase. The record is from RefSeq and is a predicted model, not a curated record. NCBI's taxonomy places the organism in Eukaryota, Fungi, Ascomycota, Eurotiomycetes, Eurotiales, Aspergillaceae. Bases 1 to 1236 code for a protein of 411 amino acids. The transcript has a single exon.